CCAUACUGCCAUGCACAUUUUUUUCAUUUCACUUGAUAACUUCUUAAACAGCGUUUUCUUCCGCCAAAACUAAAAAAGCUUCCACCGCAAUGGGCGGCGUUUCUUGUACACGACAGACUACGCCAGCAGCUGCAGCAUUAGCUGUAGUACUGCUCGUCAUGUGCUCCGCCGUGACUUCGUGUCCGCCGUCAGACAGGGCGGCGCUGCUUGCUUUCAAAGCCGCUCUCCACGAGCCUCACCUUGGAAUCUUUAACUCGUGGACCGGCGCCGACUGCUGUAACAAGUGGUACGGCGUCAGCUGCGACCAGGAGACCCGCCGCGUCGCCGACAUCAACCUCCGCGGCGAGUCGGAGGAGCCAAUAUUCGAGAGAGCACACCGAACUGGCUACAUGACCGGAUACAUCUCUCCGAAGAUCUGCAAGCUCAAGCGCCUCUCCAGCAUCACCAUCGCCGACUGGAAGGGAAUCUCCGGCGAGAUUCCUCGCUGCAUCACCUCUUUACCGUUCCUCCGCAUAAUCGACCUAAUCGGAAACCAAAUCUCCGGCACAAUCCCCUCCGACAUUGGCAGACUCCACCGCCUCACCGUCCUCAACGUCGCCGACAACGCAAUCUCCGGCUGGAUCCCUCCGUCGCUAACGAACGUCACAAGCCUCAUGCAUCUCGACCUCCGUAACAACAAGAUCUCCGGGCCUAUCCCACGGGCCUUCGGAAACCUUCAAAUGCUUAGCCGGGCCUUACUAAGUGGAAACCAGAUCAGCGGGCCCAUUCCUGAAUCACUCACUCGAAUUUACCGCUUAGCGGAUCUAGAUCUAUCACGAAACCUAAUUUCCGGGCCCAUACCCUCAUCGCUGGGUAAAAUGGCGGUUCUCUCCACAUUAAACUUGGAUAUGAACAGGCUUUCGGGGCCCAUACCCGUGAGCCUGUUUAGUUCUGGAAUAAGUGACUUAAACAUAAGUCGUAACAGCUUAGAUGGUAAAAUCCCAGACGCGUUCGGUGUUAGAUCUUACUUCACCGUUCUUGAUUUGUCUUACAAUAAGCUUAGUGGGCCCAUUCCCAAAUCCAUAACUUCAGCUUCCUAUGUGGGCCACUUGGAUUUAAGUCACAACCAUCUCUGUGGCCCAAUUCCGACGGGCUCACCGUUCGAUCACCUCGAAGCGUCGUCGUUUGUGUUCAACGAUUGCCUCUGCGGAAAGCCCCUCAACAAACCUUGUUAAUGUUAAUGCUGUGUUGUAACUUGUAUUGUUAGCUCUACCAUAUAAUUAAAUUAAAACAACUCUCACCCUCUCAUAAAAGGUACUGUAAUAUUUUAAUGGGAGAUGCUCCCAUAAAGAUGCAUCAAACGUCUUUUUUUAAAGAUGUUUUUUAAUAAUUAAAAUUUAACACAUAUAAUCACUUAAA
This is a messenger RNA of Arachis duranensis, 1398 nucleotides long. RefSeq names its product DNA damage-repair/toleration protein DRT100. Gene Ontology annotation, molecular function: protein binding. Bases 90 to 1214 code for a protein of 374 amino acids. The transcript has a single exon. The record is from RefSeq and is a predicted model, not a curated record. NCBI's taxonomy places the organism in Eukaryota, Viridiplantae, Streptophyta, Magnoliopsida, Fabales, Fabaceae.